ACGUUGGCUUCUUGUCGGUUUCAGUUUCGAAGUUUUCCGAUUGAAAACCUGAAUAAAAAAUUAAUACAAAAAUUUAGCGCGCUUGAAAAAUCUGACUCUAUCUGUGUCUGUAUUUGUAUUUGUGUCGGUGUCUCGAAGAGUCUCUCCGUCGUAGUGUGUGUGUGUGUGUGUAAAAAAUACUAAAAACUAACGCAAAUUGGCUGCACUUUUCUGCACUUCUAAUAAAAAAUCUCACGCGUUGAAAUGUCGCCAGCGGAUGACAACUCCUUUGCCACAACAAAUGGCAGCAAGAAGGCAACCUACACGCUCAUCUGCGUCAAAGUCGUCGAACUGUGCCUGCUAAUAUGUUGUCUCGGCCUAAUCGAUGAACCGGCGACCAACUCGCAUUUGCGUGUCUUCAUCACGCCUCGGGUGAUGGCGCUUUGCUACGUGACCUUCGGUGCUUUGGUGAUCCACACGGGCAUUUAUCUGAUCAUGGCGAUCUUUGGUGACUUAACGCCUUGGCGCACUUCGGUGUUGUGGGCUCUGGUUGGAUUCGUCCUCUACAUUGCUGUGACUGCGCUGCUGUUCCGUGACUGGAGCACCACCAAGGAUCGCAAUUACUGGCACCCGAAUAUGCAUCGUCUGGAUCUGGUUAUGGCGUCCGCAUCCAUUUCACUGGUCACCGGUUUGGUCUUCCUGCUCGAUGUUCUUCUGACCGUUCGCUUUGGGGUGCAUGGCGAUCUCGAAUGACAUGAUCGAGGACUGUUCCAGGCAUUGACCUAGUUUGUGUGACUUUGUAAUAUUUACAGAGCAAAUAGUUGAUAAGCAACCUCCCUGCCUCCCUGCUAAUUGUAACAAAUUGUUCAGAAGCACAUAUGAAAGUAGUAUAUCAUAAAAACAAAAAACAUAAAAAAACAUCAUAAUUGCCAUCAUUGAAAUUGAAAAUGUACAAAAAUCGAAUUGUAGGAAAUUUUUUGGAGAAUGAAGAAGCGUCGCUUAAAGUCCCUGUUUCUGUUUAAGAAUACGAAUCACUAUAACGUUUUUUUUAUCUAACACUUAACAUAAGAUUUACACCGAAUAUUUUUGUAACGAAUGAAAUAAAAUUUUCACUAAAUUAAA
This is a messenger RNA of Drosophila nasuta, 1101 nucleotides long. RefSeq lists its product as uncharacterized. Gene Ontology annotation, cellular component: plasma membrane. The record is from RefSeq and is a predicted model, not a curated record. The transcript is spliced from 4 exons. The coding region runs from base 244 to 732 and encodes 162 amino acids. Gene Ontology annotation, biological process: septate junction assembly. NCBI's taxonomy places the organism in Eukaryota, Metazoa, Arthropoda, Insecta, Diptera, Drosophilidae.